AUUCGGUUUCGGUCCGUUAGGGUUUUCUCUGGCAACCGAGCACUAUAAAUUCCAGAGGUUGCUGCCGCCUCUGAGCGUUCAAUUGCCGCAAAGCUCCCGCCGCCUCUCUCCCAGCUGAGACAUGCCUUCUCUCCUCUCCGACCCUCUUUCCUCCGAGGGGCUCAAGAAAUCGAAGCAUAAGAAGGCGAAGGAGCAAAGCUCCCCCUUAGAGCAGGAGGACAGAGGUAAAAUGAAGAGCAAGAAGAGCAAGAAGAGGAAAGCCGACGAGGAGGAUAAGAGCGACAUCGUGUCUGAUUCCUCGCCGGAGGUUCCUGAGAAGAAGAAGAAAAAGCCGGAAGCUAAUGAUCUGGCAGUCAAAAAGCUAAAGGGCGAGGAGACGGAUGAGCCUGAGAGCGGUAGCGAUGUGGACGACCCGAAUGCCUUGUCCAAUUUUAGGAUCUCGAAGACCUUGGUGGAGACCUUAAAUUCGAGGGGCAUAAAGGCCCUGUUUCCCAUCCAGGCCAUGACUUUCGAUCUAAUACUCGAUGGGUUUGAUUUAGUAGGUCGUGCGCGGACUGGUCAGGGAAAAACGUUGGCUUUUGUUUUGCCUAUGUUGGAGUCAUUGAUAAAUGGAAGGAUCAAGGCUUCAAGGAAGACUGGCUACGGAAGACCUCCAAGUGUUUUGGUACUACUUCCAACUCGAGAGCUUGCAGUUCAGGUACACUCAGACUUUGAAGUCUAUGGUGGCGCAGUAGGGUUAUCUUCAUGUUGUGUGUAUGGUGGAGCUCCUUUCCGUGCUCAAGAAUUGUCCAUAAAGAGAGGGGUUGAUAUUGUAGUUGGAACUCCAGGACGUGUGAAAGAUCAUCUAGAGAGAGGAACUCUUGACUUGAGAGCUUUAAGCUUCCGUGUCCUUGAUGAAGCAGAUGAAAUGUUGAGAAUGGGUUUUGUGGAGGAUGUUGAACUAAUUCUCGGUAAAGUUGAGGAUGCUAGCAAAGUUCAAACACUUCUCUUCAGUGCUACCUUGCCUGAUUGGGUGAAAGAGAUUUCAGCAAGAUUUCUAAAGGCAGAUAAGAAAACAGCUGAUCUUGUUGGCAAUGAGAAACUGAAGGCUAGUGCCAGUGUUCGACAUCUUGCUCUUCCUUGUUUAAAAUCAACAAGACAACAAAUUCUUCCUGAUAUUAUCCGUUGCUAUAGCAGUGGUGGGCGAACCAUUAUUUUCACUGAGACAAAAGAAUCUGCAUCUGAGCUUGCUGGAUUAUUACCUGGGUCAAGAGCAUUGCAUGGAGAUGUAAUGCAACAGCAGCGAGAAGUCAUUCUAACAGGAUUUAGGUCAGGCAAGUUUUUGGUUUUGGUUGCAACAAAUGUUGCAGCACGUGGGCUUGACAUCAACGACGUGCAAUUGAUUAUACAGUGCGAGCCCCCACGUGAUGUUGAAGCUUACAUUCAUCGGUCUGGGCGAACUGGAAGGGCUGGCAAUACUGGUGUUGCAAUUCUGCUUUAUGAACCGAAAUAUAAGUUUAGUGUUUCCAGAAUUGAAAGAGAGUCAGGUGUAAAGUUUGAGCACAUAUCUGCCCCUCAGCCUGCCGAUAUUGCUGAAUCAGUUGGAUCUGAAGCAGCCAAUGCCAUUUCAAGUGUCUCCGACAGUGUUAUUCCAGUUUUUCGUUCACAAGCAGAGGAACUCUUGAACUCUUCAGGAUUACCGGCUGUAGAUUUGCUAGCAAAAGCACUUGCUAAGGCUGCUGGGUUCUUGGAUAUAAAAAAGAGGUCACUGCUUUCAUCUUUGGAGAACUACGUGACUUUGCAUCUUCAGACAGGAAACACUAUCUAUUCACCAUCAUUUGUUUUCAGCGUCUUAGGAAGAUAUUUGCCCCAAGAGAAGGUCCAAAAUCUCGAAAGCGUCUCGAUCACUGCCGAUAGUUACGGCGUAGUGUUUGAUGUGCCUGCUGAUGAUGUCAAUGAAUUUCUCGAAGUUCAAGACAAGGCUGGCACUUUCACUGUCGAGGUCCUGGAAACAUUGCCUCCACUGCAAGAUAGGUAUCACAAAGGCCCCAACUCAGGGCGAGGAAGGUUCGGUCGUGGAGGUGGUGGUUUCCAUGGUGGACAACGUGGUGGUGGAUUCUCCAGUGGUAGAGGUGGCAGCAAUCGUGGCGGAAGAGGUCGUGGAGGUGGAGGCAGGAAUAACUUCUUCCAGAGGAAUUGAAAGAUACAGUUGUUUCAAUCCCAAUUUUGUAGCUGGGAAUAGUCUUUAGUUUUUCACAGGAAUUGAAAGAUGCAUAGUUGUUUCAACCCCAAUUCUGUGGCUGGGACUGCUAAUGGCUUUCAUAUUGUAUUUGGAUACUCCAAACAUGUUGUUUCGUCUUCUAAUUAAUAUUCAUUUAUAGUUCUAAUUCUGUUAUAACUUCGCUUUAUAUUUGGAAUUUUGCAUGUUUACUUGAAUCGUAUUCUUAACCAUUCUUAAAACCUAUAGCAUCACUCUGCUCUCGCUUCCUUUUUGUGCUUUUCUACUAUUCCGGUCAUCAAUCUCCACAUCUUCCUCUUCCUUCAUUGGGGAAGGGCGGCGAAUGAAGCGGAGAUGCGGCGAAGGCAGAAGAGAACAUGGCGGCGAAGUUGGCGUCCAUCGACCCUGGAGAUCCAACCUUUCUAUCUGCCGCCACGUGGUGUUCGUGUGAUGAUGAAGGCCGUCGGCAUUUGCGGCAGUGAUGUUCACUGUCUCCAGGUUAGGUUUCCUCGUAGGGUUCUUAAUCUCGUCUAGUUCAUCCAUGGAUGUAUGAUUCAAGUUUUGCCCUUUUCUCUUACUCUUCCGAUAUAAAGAUACUACUUACAGUAUGCAUCGCGUUCCCCAGAAGUGGGAAAAUUGACGUCAAGCAUUCUAAGUCAGUGCUCGCGGUGAUGUUCAACCUCUAGAUGUUGAGAGAUUGUUCAAUUUUAGUGGCAUUUUGUAUUGUUGAUCUGACAAGAAUUCUUCUGAGAUGUUGCAUCAAAUAUGGUUUGAGCGAUCUGACAACUUAUGAGUCGGAUUCAAAGUUGGAACCUUCACUUGAAACUUUGACUUCGUUUCAAUUCAAAGAUCUUACUAAUUAAAAAAAAAUUGUUGAAAUAUUUUCGGGUCUAAUUUGAUUGGGUUGCGGGUUUCUAAAGAGUUAGUGAUUUGUGUGUGCCGCGUCCCUGCACGAAUCGCGUUGUUUAUCGUGUCCCAAUACUCUGCUAAAGACCAGGAGGGGAAAAACCUUUUUCGCCGCCAAAGCUCCAUGGGAGGAAAUGGAACCAUCGUCGCUUCUUCUGGUCCCCAAGAACAAGAAGCUAAGCUCAGCUACUUCCUCCAAUGGCUACAGGCCAACGGAGGAGAGCUGCGAGGCUGUAGUAUCCGUUACUGCGGACCCGAGAAGGGCUUCGGUAUAUACUCCACCUCUGGCAAUAAUGGUGAUGGUAUCGUCAUGGUUGUUCCGCUUGAUUUGGCCAUCACGCCCAUGAGAGUGCUCCAGGACCAAUUCGUGGGUCCUCGAUGUAGGGCCUUGUUCAAGGAAGGCGACGUCGAUGACCGUUUUCUGAUGAUGGUGUUUUUGGUGGUGGAGCGAUUGCGUCCGAACUCAGUUUGGAAGCCGUUUUUUGACUUGCUUCCUAGCACCUUUGGGAGUACUCUAUGGUUCUCAGAAGAUGAGCUUGCUGAAUUGGGAGGGACAGCCUUGCACCGAGCCACAUUGGUCCAGAGGAAACAAUUGCUAGCAUUAUUUAAUGACAAGGUCCGAAGCCUAGUUGAAGAGCUUUUGCAUUGUGACGAAGGUUUUGAUAGAGCUACCGAAGUGCGAUUUGAAGAUUUCCUUUGUACAGGGCAAAUUCCAUAUUCUGGACUAGGGCUCUGAACAUUCCAUUUCCUCAUUCUUAUGUAUUUCCUGAGCCAGUCAAGGUGCUAGGCAAUAAUUCUUCACUUAAUAGCAGUGAAGUGGGUACUAAUCCAUCUGAAAUUCCUGGUAAAACAUCUGUCCAUGAGCAGAAUGGGAAAACUGAGGUGUUAGUUGCUUCUAAUCCAUUUUAUGCUCUAGGAAAAGAAUGUGCAGUUAUUAUGUACUUUUUUUUUUUGUAUUUCACUACAGGGGGUGCUUAUGUUAGAUGGUGUUAAGGAUCACGACAAGGCUGAUGAAACUUCAAAAAAUAAAGGUUCAGAGACUGUCUGGGUAGAGGGGCUUAUUCCUGGAAUUGAUUUUUGCAACCAUGGUUUGAAGGCAGAUGCAACAUGGGAGGUUGAUUCCACUGGAGAUGUGACUGGAAUUCCUGCCUCAAUGUAUCUCACACUUGGUAAAGUGCCAUUUAUAUGCUAAUAUAGCUAUUAAAGCUCCGUUAAAUUUUUGUCUUAGUAAUUUUGUAAUAUUUAAAGUUAAUUUGCUCUCUUUCUCCUUGCUUACUAACUGAGAUUUGUUUUUUUUUCGCAAUCUGGGUGUGCAAACCAUAAUGCAUUAGAAAAUUUUAUAUUUCUUUCACAAGUUGGUAAUAACUAAUAUCCAGCCCAGCAUUUGUCUAUUUGACAUGCACAUUGACAUCUGAUCAUUAUUUAAUUUUCUCGGUCUUUGCCAAAGCUGAUCAGCAGAACUUUGAAGAUGGGAAAGAGAUAUGCAUCAGCUAUGGUAACAAAGGCAAUGAGGAACUGUUGUAUCUUUAUGGAUUUGUUCUUGACAACAACCCAGAUGACUUUCUCAUGGUCCAUUAUCCCAUGGAAGCAUUACAUAAUGUUCCAUUAUCAAGUAUCAAAGCAGGGCUUAUAGAAGCUCAGAAAGUUGAACUUAGAUGUCUCCUACCGAAAAGUUUACUUGAUCAUGGUUUCUUCAGUGAAAAAUGUCAAGACAGUUCAAAAAGUCUGGCUGGCCAGACCUAUAACUAUAGUUGGAGCGGAGAGCGUAAAGUUCCUUCAUAUUUGAGCAAAUUAGUUUUUCCUCAAGAGUUUCUUGUGGCUUUACGGACGAUUGCAAUGCAAGAGCAUGAGCUUAGGCAAGUUACUUCGUUACUAGAAGAGCUUGGCACGGCUGGAGAGGAGAGACAACCAUCUGAUAAAGAUGUUGAAGCAGCUGUAUGGGAAGUAUGUGGGGAUUAUGGAGCGUUGGAGCUGCUUGUUGAACUUCUCCGCAUGAAGUUGACAGAACUUGAGGAGGGAUCCGGAACAGAAGACUGUGAUGAUGAAAUCCUCGCAAACUCAGUCACAGAGCUUCAAGAUUUUGAGAGAACCAAGACGAGCACGACACAGGAGAAGUCGAUGACAACGAUGAGCAGAACACGGCGGUCUUGCGUGGUGUAUAGAAAAGGGCAGAAGCAUCUCACACGCCUCUUUCUGAGAGAAGCCGAACAAGCUCUGGAGUUGUGUGCAGCUGAACAUUCAUAACUCCCAAUCCCUGCCCAAGUGGCAGAGAUGCUGCAAGUGCAAUCCAAUGAGCUACUGCUUCACAUAAAGAUUAAACUCUUCUUUUUCCCCUUCUUUCUAGAUAUGCGAACGUCAAAAUAUAGCUGUGAUGAUCUCCAUUGUUGAUCGACUAGUGAUCUGUAUACUUAAUUGAAUUAUGAGUCGUUUAAAUUAAAUUCAACUAA
Zingiber officinale is the source of this 5550-nucleotide messenger RNA. RefSeq names its product DEAD-box ATP-dependent RNA helicase 7-like. Lineage: Eukaryota; Viridiplantae; Streptophyta; Magnoliopsida; Zingiberales; Zingiberaceae. Gene Ontology annotation, biological process: peptidyl-lysine monomethylation. Gene Ontology annotation, molecular function: protein-lysine N-methyltransferase activity; helicase activity; ATP binding. The record is from RefSeq and is a predicted model, not a curated record. The coding region runs from base 122 to 2179 and encodes 685 amino acids. The transcript has 27 exons.